AUGAAGCGGGAUGGAGAGGAAGAAAAAAUACAGUGGAAGAGGAGAAGAAGACGGCGCCAGGUUGAUAUGUUAACCUAUGAGGGAUAUGGUAUGGUUUUGGAUUUUGUCGUGGUUAAGGUGGCAUCAUCAUCAGAAACAGGAGAAGGAGGAGGAGGAGGAGGAGGAGGUGCGAACGGAGGAGUGACAUCAGGCAUUAUGCCCAUUCUGCUCAUGGGACAAGUUGAAGAAAAGGCAGUAAGUAGCUUCAUAUGCUCUCAAAAAGACGGAAAGAAGCUGGACGAAGAUAUCCCGUUACUCCCAUGGUGUUGA
Molecule: messenger RNA, 309 nt
Organism: Trichophyton benhamiae CBS 112371
Lineage: Eukaryota; Fungi; Ascomycota; Eurotiomycetes; Onygenales; Arthrodermataceae
Exons: 3
Coding region: 1-309 (102 amino acids)
Source: RefSeq, a predicted model, not a curated record